This is a messenger RNA of Ochotona curzoniae (black-lipped pika), 1570 nucleotides long. RefSeq names its product NSE2 (MMS21) homolog, SMC5-SMC6 complex SUMO ligase (gene NSMCE2). Gene Ontology annotation, cellular component: nucleus; Smc5-Smc6 complex. NCBI's taxonomy places the organism in Eukaryota, Metazoa, Chordata, Mammalia, Lagomorpha, Ochotonidae. The record is from RefSeq and is a predicted model, not a curated record. The transcript has 9 exons. Gene Ontology annotation, biological process: double-strand break repair via homologous recombination; protein ubiquitination; protein sumoylation. Gene Ontology annotation, molecular function: zinc ion binding; SUMO ligase activity; ubiquitin-protein transferase activity. The coding region runs from base 139 to 966 and encodes 275 amino acids.
CGGGCUGAUGACGCAGGGUCCCGCGCUAGCCGUUUCAGCGACUGUGAGGGGGAAUUGAGGAAGGGAUUCAGGAUCCAGUUGUGGAAAGUUCGGGUCUAUCAGGCGCAUCUGAAUUGGGCAGCAGGUAAUCAUUUCAAGAUGCCAGGGCGUUCCAGCUCGAACUCAGGCUCCGCUGGAUUCAUAUCCUUCAGCGGGAUAGAGUCGGCUCUCUCCUCCCUAAGAAACUUUCAGUCCUGCAUCAGCUCGGGAAUGGAUAUAGUGACCAGCGUUGCUCUGGAUCUUGUGCAAACUCAAACUGAAGUGAGUAGUGAAUAUAGUAUGGAAAAAGCAAUGGUUGAAUUUGUCAUAAUGGAUCGAGAACUAAACAACUACAUAAAAGCUGUUGAAUCUGCAAUGAAUCAUGUUAAAGAAGAACGUCCAGAAAACAUACCAGAUUUAAAGUUGCUAGUAGAGAAGAAAUUUUUGUCCUUACAGAGUAAGAAUUCUGAUGCCGACUUUCAAAAUAAUGAGAAAUUUGUACAGUUUAAGCAGCAGCUGAAGGAACUAAAGAAGCGAUCAGUGAAACCUAAAGAAGAUAGAAGACACAAUGAAUUCGACCAGAUUAAGGAUAAAGAUGCAAGUAGAGCAGGCAAUGAACGAGAUGGUGUGCAUGCAGACAGAGAGGCUGAUGCACCGGAAGGAGUUGAUGAAGACAUGAUCGUGACCCAGAGUCAGACCAAUUUCAUCUGCCCCAUUACACAGUUGGAAAUGAAGAAGCCAGUGAAAAACAAAGUGUGUGGCCACACCUACGAAGAGGAAGCCAUUGUUCGCAUGAUUGAGUCCAAGCACAAGCGCAAGAAAAAGGCCUGUUGCCCUAAGAUUGGCUGUAGCCACACGGAUAUGAGAAUGUCGGAUCUCAUCCAGGAUGAAGCCCUCCGAAGGGCAAUUGAAAACCACAACAAGAAGAGGCACCGCCAUUCCGAGUAGGACAGUGCCUCGGCCCACAGGGAGUUCAGCAGCCUUGCUCCUACCUAAGCCUCCUGCUCAGGGUGAUGCAUGUCGGAGCAGUCAGGGAUUGGCUGCACUGCAUAGUCUGUUAGGGGUCAAGCUUGGUUUUGUGAUUGAAAGCAAUUCUUUUAAGUUCCUCAAUAAACAUGCAAGCACAUUAUGUAUUGUCUAUUUUCAGAUGCUAGGUAAUUUUGCAUUAAACCUCGAUUAUCUGCAGCGGAUCCCACCAGGAACCUCCUGGUGCACACACCUUGUUCCAGAGUAUCAGCCUUGUCUAACACUUCAGAAUGGGUUUUUAUCAUUGUUACUGAAUAUCUUUCAGGUAAUGUUUGAAAUGAAAAUGUGUGUUGCAUUUCUGUCACUGCAGUGAAUUCAGGCCUUAGGUUAUAAAGCACCACCAAUUUCCUUUCCUAUAAUGAUUUUGUGUUAGGGAGGGGAGGGGCACUUUGGCUUAUCAUUCUAAAUGGCAUGGGAUCCUCUUUCCCACGCAAUGAGACUCUGCCACCCGGAAUGGAAACCAAGGUGCCGCCCGCACAGGGCCUUACGUGUCAUCGGAAGCCACCACAUCCUGGUUGCACGACAG